GAACCUUCCUUGACUUCUUUGCUCACCAAAAAACUUGCCCUAAUUUCCCCCCUUUUUUUUCUUUCUCUUUCUUCGUUAUCGCCAAAACUCUGAUUAAGCAGCUCAUCCAAAAAUCUCUUCAAUUUAGCAAUUCUGCACUUGAUCAGGUUCGAAAUUCGUUAGAAUUAUUGUUAAAUUUUGAUUUUUGAAUCGUCUUGUCUUCAAUCCCAAUUGGGUCAAACUUUUCUGUUUUAGGGUUUUUGAUUUUUUAUUUUUUCUGAUCGAAGUUUCGAAUUAACUUCACUUGGUUCAACAAUUUCGAUCGGAUUCAUAUAUAUUGAAAUUUGAAACAUGAAUUUGAGAUGAGCUUUCACGUUGUUGAAUUUCUGCUUAAAUUCCGACUUGGGUUCUGUUUGUUUUAAUUUUCUGUGGAUUCCGCAGUCUUUCUCUUGCCGGAGAGCUGAUCUGAUUAAAAAAUUAGGGUUUAGAAUUUUGAUUCAGAGUGAGAUACAACUGUGGCGAAUUUAGGGUUUUGAUUUUGAAGUUUGUUAAUAAUAAGGAAAUUAAAAUGCCGGGUGAUCGGCAUUGUAAUAGAAUUGAUAUACUGGAUAUAAAAAUUUCGAUUGGGAAGAAGUUAGGAAGUCUAAGAGCAGAGAAGUAUUUUGAUUUGGUAAAGAGGUUUUUUAAUGGCAAACUCCGUACAUCACAGUUUCAUAAGCUCUGCGUUGCUGCUAUUGGGCGGGAGAAUGUUUGCCUGCACAAUCAUCUGAUCAAAUCCAUUCUUCAAAAUGCUUGCCUUUCCAAGACUCCUCCUAGUAAAAAAAGCAAUUUGGAGGAACCUGUUAUUGAUAAGGUUGCGAAUGGGUACCAACGAAGUGGCGUUCAAUCUCUUUGUAGAGAUGCUUUACCACCGUCCCCUCGAAAUGGGAGGACGUUAGGCUUUCGUGAUCGCAGAAGCAAGGAUCGUCCAAGCCCUCUUGGCCCACAUGGUAAGCCCAAUGCUGUUGUAGAGUGUAAGGUUUUGGGUCUAAAGACUAUAGAGCAGCAAAGUCCUACAGAGUUGCUAUCUUUGGGCAGCAAACCUAUUGAAGUCAACUCUUCUGGAGGGGAAGAGGUUGAUCAGACUGCUAUAAGCCCUGGUGUUCACAGCCGGAGUCCUGUCACACCUCCUCUAGGAAUUCCAUGGAAUGGAAGAGUAAACCCGAAACUGAUCAGCAGCUUAUCAACUUCUGCCGCUCGCAUUAACAUUUGCCGGGGAAAUGGUGUGCUACCCGAUACAAAUUCUUUAAGGAAACGAUUGAAGCAAAAGUUGGAAAAGGAAGGGUUAGGAAUAUCUCUGGAUUGUGUGAAUUUGUUGAAUAAUGGGUUGGAUACUUACCUAAAGAGGUUGAUAAAGCCAUCACUUGAAGUAGCUAGUUCAAGGCUUGAAAACCAACAUUUAAAUUCAGUUGUUGGGUCGUUUCCUGGUUCAAAUGGAGUUCAUUCUGUGCCGUACACUCAAGCUUCGCCCAUGUGUCUGUCUAUUUCACAUUUAGACUUUCGGACUGCUACAGAGAUCGACCCUUCAGUGCUUGGAAUAAAUUGGCCAAUGCAGCUUGAAAAGAUCUCGUUUCAAGAUUUUUAAAGUCGUUUAGUGAUUAGUUUGCAGAAGACAGUGGUAGGAAUGAGUUGCUGCUUUGUUAAUAGAGUAACUUCUAACAUUGAUUUAAACAGCAGUAGAUUUAAUAGCAGUAAAUCAGUAUAAAGCCGCCUGAAAUUUCGGGUUAAGCUGAUUUAUUGUGCAUACAUCUCUAUAUAGGAUAUGUAAUAGGCUAAUAGCAGUAUUGUUUGAUUCUAAAUAAUAUAAUUGAUUAGUUAUUCAAUCUUUUGUUUAAUUCUGGUAUUCAUGUGUUUCUUACUCCCUCUGUAUAUUUAAUACUUUAUUCAGUUGCAGAAAGUAAACUCUGAAAAUCAUCCUCAUGUAAUGAACCACAACACAAUUACUGUAAAUUUAAAAAAUGUUGCAGAGUAACAGAAGACGAGGAAAAGAUAACAGUACAACACAUUAUAUUGAUGCUCGAAAAAUGUUCUCUGGUAUCUGGUUAUAAACAGGUCAAUGUGAUGUACUAUUUUUCCAUAAUGAUUUAUACACAAUUUAGUUUCGUUAGUUAUAAAUAUGUUAGUGUAGCGGGUCAUCAGGGCAUUCCUUGAGGGG
This is a messenger RNA of Amaranthus tricolor (Joseph's coat), 2173 nucleotides long. RefSeq lists its product as uncharacterized. Gene Ontology annotation, biological process: regulation of transcription by RNA polymerase II. The record is from RefSeq and is a predicted model, not a curated record. Gene Ontology annotation, molecular function: transcription coactivator activity. NCBI's taxonomy places the organism in Eukaryota, Viridiplantae, Streptophyta, Magnoliopsida, Caryophyllales, Amaranthaceae. Bases 548 to 1603 code for a protein of 351 amino acids. Gene Ontology annotation, cellular component: SAGA complex. The transcript has a single exon.